Messenger RNA from Dryobates pubescens (Downy woodpecker), 1738 nucleotides. It is a transcript of the gene ATL2, whose product is annotated as atlastin GTPase 2. Gene Ontology annotation, molecular function: GTP binding; GTPase activity. The record is from RefSeq and is a predicted model, not a curated record. Gene Ontology annotation, biological process: endoplasmic reticulum organization; protein homooligomerization. Bases 26 to 1738 code for a protein of 570 amino acids. The transcript has 14 exons. NCBI's taxonomy places the organism in Eukaryota, Metazoa, Chordata, Aves, Piciformes, Picidae.
CGAGUUAAUUUUAAACCCGGACAAGAUGGCGGCCAGGGACGCGGCGCGGCGCGCGGGUCCGGCCCGCCACCGGCCCGACCCGCCAGGGAAGCAGCACCAGGAGGAAGAGGAGGACGCCCUGCCCGACUCGGACGAGGAGGUGGAGCUGGAUAAGCCGCGCCCCAUCCAGAUCGUCCUUGCCCACGAAGAUGAUCACAACUUUGAGCUGGAUGAGGAAGCCUUGGAAAAAAUCCUGCUCCAGGAGCACAUCAAAGAUCUGAACAUCGUGGUGGUGUCUGUAGCAGGAGCCUUCCGCAAGGGGAAGUCCUUCCUGCUGGACUUCAUGCUCAGAUACAUGUACAACAGGACUUCUCCUUGCUGGAUAGGUGGAAACACUGAGCCCUUGACUGGCUUCACGUGGAGAGGUGGCUGUGAGCGGGAGACCACUGGCAUUCAGAUCUGGAGUGAGGUGUUUGUCAUUGAUAAGCCCAAUGGAACAAAGGUUGCUGUUCUACUCAUGGAUACCCAAGGUGCCUUUGAUAGCCAAUCCACUAUCAAAGACUGUGCAACGGUUUUUGCUCUAAGCACCAUGACCAGCUCUGUCCAGGUGUACAACUUGUCACAGAAUAUUCAGGAAGAUGACCUUCAGCAUUUGCAGCUGUUUACAGAGUAUGGAAGACUUGCUAUGGAAGAAAUAUACCAGAAGCCAUUUCAGACACUAAUGUUCUUAAUUAGAGACUGGAGUUACCCUUAUGAACAUGCCUAUGGCUUGGAAGGAGGAAGGAAGUUCCUAGAGAAAAGAUUGCAGGUAAAGCAAAACCAACACGAAGAGCUACAGAAUGUAAGGAAGCAUAUUCACUCCUGUUUCAGUACCCUUGGCUGUUUCCUGUUGCCCCACCCUGGUCUUAAAGUUGCAACAAACCCAAAUUUUGAUGGGAGGUUGAAUGACAUAGACGAGGAUUUUAAGCGAGAGCUACGGAAUUUGGUGCCACUGCUGCUUGCCCCUGAAAACCUGGUAGAAAAAGAGAUCAGUGGCUCCAAGGUGACCUGUAGAGAUCUUGUAGAAUACUUCAAGGCUUAUAUAAAAAUCUAUCAAGGAGAGGAGCUACCUCACCCAAAAUCUAUGCUGCAGGCAACAGCUGAGGCCAACAAUCUUGCUGCUGUGGCAGGAGCUAAGGACUUGUACAGCAAAGGCAUGGAGCAGGUCUGCGGCGGGGACAAACCUUACCUGGCGCCCUCGGACCUGGAGCGGAGGCACCAGGAGUGCCGGGAGUCCGCCGUGCGGCAGUUCCGUGCGGUGAAGAAGAUGGGGGGCGAGGAGUUCUGCCGGCGCUACCAGGAGCAGCUGGAGGUGGAAAUCGACGAGAUCUAUGCAAACUUCGUGAAGCACAACGACGGGAAGAACAUCUUCUACGCCGCCCGCACCCCGGCCACCCUCUUCGCCCUCAUGUUCGCCAUGUACAUAACCUCAGGACUGAGCGGCUUCCUGGGCAUGAACUCCAUAGCCGCCCUGUGCAACCUGGUGCUGGGCAUGGCUCUCCUUGCCUUUUGUACGUGGGCCUACGUUAAGUACUCUGGGGAAUUCAGAGAGAUCGGGACAGCCAUCGACCAGAUUGCCGAAGCGAUAUGGGAACAGAGGAAUCCCAGGAAGGUGUUCUCCAAACUCUUGGAGGUCCUUAGACGCCGAUCGCUGCGCCGUGCCCUCAGCCCUGCGCCCCGGCCGCGCCUCUCCUCCAACAAUAACAAGAAGAAAAAUUAG